AUGAUCAGCAUCAGAGAUACCAUUGCUUCCUUAGACCAAGCGCGUUACGAUGCUUUCAUAGCUCAGCAUCAAGAUGGCAACACCAUGACUUCAUUCAACCUGAUCAAUGGGACCAUCCAAAUCCGCAUCGUUAGAUCCAAGACUCUGGACGUACUUGCAGAAGACCAUUUUGCCGACAGUGGCCUUGCAAAGCAGUGGAUUGCUGAAUAUAACGAUGCUGUCAAGGAGAUCCAGAAAGAAAGAGCGAAUGUUACUGAGAGGGGUAUUUAUGGGACACCGGAACCGGAAGAAAUUGUUGUUUGA
Molecule: messenger RNA, 303 nt
Organism: Aureobasidium melanogenum CBS 110374
Lineage: Eukaryota; Fungi; Ascomycota; Dothideomycetes; Dothideales; Saccotheciaceae
Exons: 1
Coding region: 1-303 (100 amino acids)
Source: RefSeq, a predicted model, not a curated record